Phoenix dactylifera (date palm) is the source of this 995-nucleotide messenger RNA. The record is from RefSeq and is a predicted model, not a curated record. Lineage: Eukaryota; Viridiplantae; Streptophyta; Magnoliopsida; Arecales; Arecaceae.
AGGUUAUGGAUGACUUGCAUAUCCAGGAUGAACAAGGGAGAGUGAGGUUGACACGGGGUUCCUCUCGAGCACGGGAUGUGUGGCAGCUUCGUGAGGAUGAGAAGAUAGUCGUCGAAUGCAACGAACUAGGGCAGCCCAUCAAGAGGGCUGGAAGCCUUUUAUCAAGUUUCUUAGGAUCAGUUGCGCGUAGGGGUCAGUUGUGUCCGCUUAACUAUCAUAAGUGGAAUGAUAUGCUUCCUUCUUAUAAAGUUGAGCUUCUUAAAUUUGUACAGAAAAAGUUUGUGCUCCCUCCAGAGAGCCAUGAUUGGGUGCUAAAGUCCCUCAACCGCAAAUGGAAAGAAUAUAAGUCGAAGUUGAAGGCCGACUGGAAGCGCGAGGGUAUGACAGAGGAGGAGCUUGCUCGUGUUUGUCCUCCUGAUGUAUACCAUCAUCAGUGGAGGGAGCUUGUUCACUAUUGGUUUUUCGAGAGAGGACAGACAUAUUCUGACAUUGGUCGAGCCGCACGAGCAUCUCAGACAAUUCCUCACACUUUAGGCUCGAAGAGUUAUGCGAGGCUCAGAGCUGAAUUCAUGGAAGACCAUGGGAGGAAACCUAGUGAGGUGGAGUUCUAUAAGAUGACUCACACCCACCGAGAUGGCAGCUUUGUCCGAGAGAAGUCGAGAGAUAUAGUUGACAGAGCUACAUCCCUUAUUUCAGAGCGUAUCGGAGAGUAAUCUUCAAUCGGCAACAAUAGAGGUGUCGAAGCUCAAGUGUUUACCGAAUUGAUGGGCUCGGAGCGUUAUGGUCGAGUGAGGGGUUAUGGCAUUGGAGUUACCCCCACUCAGUUGUCUGCAGUGGGUAGAUAUACUCAAGAUGCUAGACAGAGUAGUAGCACUGCAGAGGUUAAUGAUCUGAAGGCAGAGAUAAAAGAGUUGAAGCAGAGCCACCAGACAGAGAUGCAGUCUUUGAGGGCUCAGAUUAAUCAGAUUACAUCUUUGUUGCAUCAGUUUGUCCCU